AUGUUUACCAUUUUAGCGAGAACAAUUGUCGUCCUGCAAACAAUUGGUCAACCAGUGUUGCUCUUCGAGGAAAGUAGCAGAGGGUCUAAAGGUAAUUACAAAGACACUGGACACCAUGUUAACUAUAAGAAUGUCGGAAGAUUAGUUAUUACAAAUAAUGUCGUCAUAUAUCGUUUUCUGCAGAGAGAACUAGACAUGCUUCAUAAAAGAAGAACUGAACUGGAGGACCAACUCAAAGCCGAGAGUUUUGAAAGUCUACAAUCUGAGAUUAUGCAACUUGAGAUAGCUUUACAGGUUGUAGAAGACAAUGGCCGAAUUGACCUUCAGGAAAAGUUAAAGAAUUUACAGAGGGAGCUGAUAGAGAAGGGAGAACAACUUCAAGAGUUGAAAGAUCAAGCAAAAGUUGUUGGUUUGGCAAUACAGGGAAAUAAUGAUGAGUUGCAAGACGCCCGUAAAGAGUUCAUCGAUGGAUUGAAGACGUAUCCUUGUUCUACCUACGACAUAGACAUCAAGACAAUGGGCGAGCUAGAUUUGAUGCCUUUUUGUGUUGGGUGUAAUUCUACUAAAAGAGCCAGGAAGAAUAAUACUCUGAUGAAUGCAAUCGAUUUCUGGUUGGAAUGCAAGUAUCUAGUUGAGGAUCAAGGCUGGCAUCCUUUUACUGAGAUUAUUGAUGAAGAAGAUGAGAAGAUUGUUAGGUUGAAGGCGGAGUGCAGUAAGGAACAAUAUCAUGCUGUUGUGACAGCACUAAACGAGAGAAACCAGUACAACUCAUCUGAUUGUAUGCAAGAGAUAUGGAAUUUCAAAGAGCAAAGGAAAGCGAGUUUGAAAGAAUGCAUAGACUACAUUCUCAAAGAAUGCAUGGAAGAUUAA
Messenger RNA from Lactuca virosa, 870 nucleotides. The record is from the annotation of a GenBank genome assembly. Lineage: Eukaryota; Viridiplantae; Streptophyta; Magnoliopsida; Asterales; Asteraceae.